Prunus avium (sweet cherry) is the source of this 2094-nucleotide messenger RNA. Its product is annotated as IQ domain-containing protein IQM3-like. The record is from RefSeq and is a predicted model, not a curated record. Lineage: Eukaryota; Viridiplantae; Streptophyta; Magnoliopsida; Rosales; Rosaceae.
ACUCAUUCUCUGCUUAUCUCAUCAUUUUCAUUCCCCUAUAAAUUCAUGAGAAGCAUCCCCUGUUGCUCUCACUCUCUCAGCAGCAGCAGCUCAGCCCAGCCACUGAAGCGAGUACGCUGCCCAAUACUCGAGGCGAGUAGCACGCAAACAAUCUCCUUCCCAGAAAACCCAGAAAUGAAUUAAAAAGUUUACAGGUAGGUUUCCCGGUAAAACAAACCCCAUCCAAAAAUCAAUAAAUAUUUUCCCAACUCUCUCUCUUUGGUCAAAAAUGGAGGUGGAAACUCAGACUCAGACGCUCCCGACCUUCGACAAGCCUCCAUUCUCUUCUUUCUCUCUCAACGACCUCGGUUCUCGCGACUUCCGGGGCUCCGAAAUGGCCGCCGUUGACCCCAAAUGCGACGCCUCACGCAACGAAGUGGUUCCGUUGACUAACGGCGGGAUGAUGGCGAGCGAGACUGACGCACCGGCGGACGGGUGGUCCGUGUCGACGGCCGCGGUGAAGGUUCAGAAGGUGUACCGGAGUUACCGCACCCGGCGUAGGUUAGCUGACACCGCCGUCGUGGCGGAAGAGUACUGGUGGCAAGCGAUAGACUCUUGGAGAUUGAAUCGCACCACGAUUUCAUUCUUUGAUAACAAUACGACUGAAUCUGCGACUUCAAAGUGGAACCGUGUCGGCAAGAAUGCUUCCAAGGUGGGCAAGGGACUUUCCAAGGACGCCAAAGCACAGAAAUUGGCUUUUCAGCAUUGGAUUGAAGCUAUUGAUCCAAGGCAUAGGUAUGGGCAUAGCUUGCAUGUCUAUUAUGAAGAGUGGAGUAAAGCGGAUGCUGGUCAGCCAUUUUUUUACUGGUUGGAUGUCGGAGAUGGAAAAGAGCUUGAUCUCAAAGAAUGUCCCAGAUCAAAGCUUCGACAACAAUGCAUCAAAUAUCUUGGACCUCAAGAGAGGGUGAAUUAUGAAUAUGAUGUUGCUGAAGGGCUAAUUGUUCACUCACAAACUCGAGAGCUUCUUGAUACAAAGGACGGAUCGCCAGGAGCUAAGUGGAUAUUUGUUAUGAGCACCUCUAAGAAACUGUAUGCUGGUGAGAAAAAGAAAGGGGUUUUCCAUCAUUCUAGCUUCUUGGCUGGAGGAGCAACAAUAGCUGCUGGAAGGCUUGAGGUAGAGCAUGGAGUUUUGAAGUCCAUCUCUGCAUAUAGCGGUCAUUAUCGGCCAACAGAUGACAGGCUUGAUACCUUAUUAUCCUUUUUCAAGGAAAAUGGAGUGAACCUUAAUGAAGUUCAGAUACGCAAGCCAAGUGACGAAUCUGAUGGCUAUGAUGAAGGGAAGUAUAAUGGUGGGACUACAUUUAAACUGUCAACCAAAAUUGAAGCUCCUAAACCUGAGGUUCCAGAAGUGGAGACUGAGAAAUCCCAGUCCCCAGAAUCCACUGAACUUCGCCAAACAGAAACGAAACCUGAUUACAAAAGGACUUUAUCUGGUGGUCUGCACAGUCCAAGAGCUGAGGUGCCUAAGAAUAAGAUAUUGCAGAGGAUCAACUCCAGGAACUCAUCAGCGAAAUCAUACCAACUCGGGCACCAGCUAUCGCUCAAGUGGUCAACAGGAGCUGGCCCGAGAAUCGGUUGUGUUGCUGAUUACCCAGUAGAGCUGAGAAUGCAGGCCCUGGAGUUUGUUAACUCUCCAAGGUCUCCCCCCACACCAUCCUACUACAGGAGGUUCCCUGGUCUCCCAUCGCCAACGUCGAAUUCCACCUCAGACGUCAAUAAUGGCGAUAAGACCUCUGGUGAUUAAACUGCGCUUAUCAUGAUCAUGAUCAUCAUAAUCAGUUUUGUGCACCUUGCCUAAUGGAUAUUUUAGAGAAUGUAAAUAAUUACAUAUCUCAUCAGCUUCCUGUCAACUCAACUUUUUAGAAUGGUUAUUGCAUUAUCUUCUUACUGCCUACUGGUUGUGUGUAGUCCACUAUAGUGAAAGUGGAAUGUAGGUGAGCUGGGUGAAGUUUGACAAUUUUCCCAAGUAGAAGCCCACUGCUUCAACUUACUAUCAGAUUCACAAAUGCUCUUUAGAACUAAGCCUAGUGUUUUUUUGUUUAAAAAUUUAGUGCU